Messenger RNA from Equus caballus (horse), 1627 nucleotides. RefSeq names its product leucine rich repeat containing 72 (gene LRRC72). NCBI's taxonomy places the organism in Eukaryota, Metazoa, Chordata, Mammalia, Perissodactyla, Equidae. The record is from RefSeq and is a predicted model, not a curated record. Gene Ontology annotation, molecular function: protein binding.
GUUGAGCUUCAAAUCUUCGCUGGUCUGGAUUGGCUUUUAGUCGGCGAGUUUGCGGUAACUGUUUGUAACAUAAGAACAAUGAGCCGCGGCCCAGGCUGGGUCGAUGACAGGUGACGCUGGCGGCCCCGGGGUCCUGAUGACCUGGGACCCGAACCAUUUGCCCCGCGCCUUCCGACACGAGAAGGGUUCAGCGAGGGCGUCGGCAGCUGCUCUGGAGAUCAGCCGCAGGGCAGUUGAAGAUCAACUAAAGAUAUGUGGCCACAAGAGGGAUGCUGAUGUCUUUGAGCUGUUCCUUUCUCAAAAGGAACUGACAGAGGUCAUUGAUCUUUCUAGGUUUAAAAAAUUAAAAUACUUAUGGCUACAUCAUAACAAGCUCCAUGGAAUAACAUUUUUAACUAGAAACUGUUGUCUGACAGAACUAUAUCUAAACAACAAUGCAAUAUUUGAGAUAGAAGGCCUGCGUUACCUGCCCUCCUUGCAUAUACUCCAGCUUCACCACAAUGAGUUAACAAACAUAGACGCCGCAGUGAAGGAGUUGAAGGGAAUGCUCAAUCUGAAGACCCUAAGUCUCUACCAAAACCCUUUGUGCCAAUAUAACCUAUACCGUUUGUAUAUAAUCUACCACCUGCCAGCAGUAGAGUUGCUUGACCGAAAUCAAGUUACAGAAAAAGAAAGAAGAUCAAUGAUUACCAUUUUUAACCACAAAAAGGCUCAUAUUGUGCAAUCAAUAGCAUUCCAAGGAAAAGUAGAUGCCUCGUGGGAUCCUAGAUCACCAUUUAAGCAAAAUCCAGCCCAGAGAGUACCUUCAGAUUUUGCAUUUGCGAAUAAUGUAGACAAAACUGUGUUGGAAGACCCAGAAGAUGCUGUUUUUGUAAGGUCCAUGAAGAGAUCAGCAAUGGCUUUCACCUCUCUGAACUGGGACACGGUUCCAACACGAGAGGAAAAAUACCUUGAAGAGAAAGGCACAGAACAUGUUCAAAUGCUCACAGUUACACUGAGAUAACCCCUGGUAUUUCUAGAAACUCUAGUGGUUUUCAGUGUAUAUUAAACUCUGUGAUUCAGCAUAUGUUUAUUAUGAUAUUAUUUGAAACAUUUAAAUGUAAACAGAAACACCAACAAAUAAUUCCUGCAUUUUAAGUUUUUGUUGAAGUAAAACACAUAUAGAAAUGUACACAAAUCUUAAGCGUUCAGCUCAAAAAAUUUUCAAAAAAUGAACAUGUUUAUGUGAACUGGCAUCGUAGAUCAAGAAACAGAACAUUCUCAACACUCUAAAAGCCUCCUCAUUCCUGUCACCUGUCCUAUUACCUCUUACUACCCGCCCUUCAAAAGUAAUCACUGUCCUCAUUUCUAAACCAUACAUUGUGUCUGUUUUUGAAAGGCAUGUAAAUGAAAGUUGAAUUAUUUUGGGUCUGGCUUCUUUUAUUCAACAUUGUAAAAUUCACUCAUGUUGUUGCUCGUAGCAAUAGUGCUAUCAUUCUCAUUGCUGUAUAGAAUUACGUUAUACGACUAUACCACAAUUUAUUUCUCCAGUCUAUGAUCUUUUAUCCUCAACUUCAGAGGCCUUUGCCAGUUCUGGGUGUGGGCCAGUGAUCUGAGCUUGGCCUACCCAGAAGCUUGCUGCUAGAGG